UGCGUGUGUGUGUGUUUGGUUGUUUCUAAGAUGGCGGAAGGAAAAACGCGUCUUAUGUGAAAAAAAUGCAAAUCCAAUCAUAACAACUAAUAUUAAAUGUUAAUUAAAUGUGCGCUAAUCCUAAAUAAAACAAUUGCAAAACAGUGCUAAACAAGUGCCGAAUAUUUUACAUGUGAAGGUUUGGUGCAAGGUGUAGUGAAAAUGGCCACAAAUAUGUAUCGAGUCGGAGACUAUGUCUACGUUGAGACGACGCCGAAUUGUCCCUAUCUGAUAGGCCGCAUCGAGGAAUUAAAUAAAAACCAACUCGGCAAUGUGGAAGCAAAGGUCCAAUGCUUCUAUCGGCGUCGUGAUCUGCCCAAUCCGCUGGUACAGCUGGCCGACAAGCAUCAACUGGCAACUGCCGAGGACUCACCGCUGGCGACGAAACUGAAGAAAACCUGGCUUAGAACACCCGUGAGCGAGGAGCAGGCGGCGCAAGCUGUGCUUGAUCCCUCAAUAGCUGCCCUCGAUGAGGAACGCACUAGUCCGACGAACCAAACAGGUAGCAGCGGUAGUGCGGCUAGUGGUGGCAAUUCUGGCGGCAAUAGUAACACCGGCUCUAACAACAACAACAACAACACCAACAAUAGCAACAGUAAUAGUAGUAGCACCGGCACUGGAAGUGGCGGCACUAGCAGUGGAAUCGGUGAUACUGAAAAGGGUGAAGCUUUAACCAGCAAACAACGCUAUCAGAUCAAGCAUCGCGAACUGUUCCUGUCGCGUCAAGUUGAAUUCAUACCCGCCACACAGAUACGAGGCAAAUGUUCAGUGACCCUGCUCAACGAAACGGAAUCACUGCAGAGCUAUCUGAAUAAAGACGACACAUUCUUCUAUUGUUUGGUUUUUGAUCCGAAUCAAAAAACGCUGCUCGCCGACAAGGGUGAGAUACGCGUCGGCAGUCGUUAUCAGUGUGAUAUACCCGCUAAGCUAAAAGACAUCACCACGGAUGAGCGAAAGCUAGAGGAAUUGGAGUCGUUGGUAUGGACACCGGAGCAUAGUUUGACCGAUCGCAAGAUUGAUCAAUUUCUGGUUGUCUCGCGAUCCAUUGGCACCUUUGCUCGCGCCCUUGACUGCAGCAGCUCGGUAAAGCAACCCUCUUUGCAUAUGUCAGCAGCAGCCGCAAGUCGGGAUAUAACACUGUUUCACGCAAUGAAUAUAUUGCACAAGCAUGAAUAUUCAAUUGAGGAGUCAAUGUCCUCAUUAGUUCCUUCCACUGGGCCGGUGCUCUGUCGCGAUGAAAUCGAAGAUUGGAGUGCGUCGGAGGCAAACCUGUUUGAGGAGGCACUCGACAAAUAUGGAAAAGAUUUCAAUGAUAUACGACAAGAUUUCCUUCCAUGGAAAACGCUUAAACAGAUCAUAGAGUACUACUAUAUGUGGAAGACAACCGAUCGUUAUGUACAACAGAAGCGCGUUAAGGCCGUUGAGGCGGAACUUAAGCUUAAACAGGUCUUUAUACCGCAAUACAAUAACACAGGUGUCAAAGGCAAUGGUGCGAAUGCUAAGGUGGGCAGUUCAAGCACUGGCAACAUCUAUAAUGGUACCACCAAUGGAGGUACUGAUUUAUCCAACAGUGGUAAACCCUGCGAAUCAUGUGGAACAACAAAAUCAUUACAGUGGAACUCUGUUAAUAACGGGCAUUUGACGUGUCGUUUGUGUCAGAAUUGUUGGGAUUACUGGAGAAAGUAUGGCAGUAUGAAAUCGGCACACAAGGGCGAUAUAAAUGAUGGCGAAGCUAAGAAAAAGGGAGCCCUACCGGUGGCCACAACACCAACACCAACUGCAGCAGCCGCCACAACACCCACCGCAGUCGUUGAUCUUAAUGAUGAGGACAAAAUCAGUGAUCUAACCAAUCGUCAAUUGCAUAGAUGUUCCAUUGUCAAUUGUGGCAAGGAAUUCAAGCUGAAGAGCCAUUUCGCGCGGCAUUAUGCCCAAGCGCAUGGUAUCGCUAUCAGCUCUAGUUCACCCCGGCCCAUUAUGAAGACGCGCACGGCUUUCUAUUUGCACACGAAUCCCAUGACGAGAGUUGCGCGCGUUAUAUGUCGCAGCAUUGUGAAACCCAAAAAGGCGGCGCGGCAAAGUGCAUAUGCCGUCAAUGCCCUACUGGUCAAACAGGAAUUUACGAAUCGUAUUAGCGGUAAAUCGCAGGCAGAGAUUAAGAAAAUGCUCUUGCUCAAAUCGAAGGAUCGUGGAAGCGUCACCAAAAUUGCCAAUCGGUUGGGUGCACCUGGCAACGGUCCACAUGAAUGGCUGGUGCUUACGCCAAAGGAUAAAAUUCCACAGCCCCUCGUUGUCUCAUUCCCUAAGCCGCCCAAAGCACCCGAUGGCAGUUUAGUCUACGAUCGUGUGCCAAACAAAUCACCCGAUGUUGUGGCAGUGACAGUUGAAAAAGAGCUGUCGAUAAUUCCAACGCAAGCCACAUCUACGAUACGGAAGCGUGCACAUGAAGAACAACCACUGAAUGGCACAGAGGUAACCAUAGUGCCCAGCGGUCCGCCAGCAAAGCGGCCCAACAAGGAUCCGAUGCCCUCGCAUUGUCCCAGCCCUGAACAAUUUGCUGCUAUGAUGGCGGCAUCAGGUCAACCGCUUUCCAGACAUCAUCUCAAUGGCAAACAAAAGAUUGCGCAAAUGGCUCGUGGUGGAAAUGGUAGAAAACAGGUGAUCAGUUGGAUGGAUGCACCAGAUGAUGUAUAUUUUAGAGCCAACGAAGCACACAAGAAAACGCGAAAAAUACUCCCAGCUGUGGAUUUGCGUCGGGCAGCACGCAAACCAUGGCGAACACUGCCUAUUCAGCCUAUGGCUCCUGAGCCAAGUAAAAGGCCUAUUGAAUCACAAAUCGUUAUACUGGACUGACCGUCGCCGGCACACAACACCACAUAUGCAACAACAGCCACAGCAGCUAAAAAGUUGUUGUCGUCUUCAGCAAACAGAUUCGAGCAGCAGCAACCUCCAUUUCCAUAUACCAUGGAUGCACUGCUUAAUAAGUGACCAGAUUUUGGUUUUAAUGGCUUGCCAUGUACAUAAAUUCUCCUUCUUCCUCCUCCCAUACACACACACACACACACAUGCAUUACACAAACACACACACUCACCCACUACAUAUAUAUACAUACAUUUUAUCUUAAGUGUAGGCAACAGAAAUACAGCAUCACUGUAAAGCAUUGGUAUUUGUGGCAAUUGAUCACCAAUCAAAAGCAACAGCAAAAGCAAACGCAAAUGAAGGGAAAAACCACUUUACUAGCGCCUAAAUAGAUGUCUUUUUUAAAACAAAACACAAAUAGUAAGAUAAUAAGUGUUAAGUAACAGUAACGGUAAGCAAGAAAAAAGUGAAACAACAAAUAUUUAUAAAUAUUUUAUAUUUUUUUAAACUUCAAAUCUCAAUAUACCCCAAAAAAAAAAAAAGAAAAAAUAGCUACACUGCAUGAAACUUAAGAAAUCCUAUUUAUGUUUUAGGAAUACACAUUGUUUCAUUUUUUCAGCAUGUAUGUAUAUGUAUUGUUUCAGUUUAGCCUAGAUAUAUAUUCUUUUAAUUUGUUUCAUCUCUCUAAAACAAAAACCUAGCGAAAAACCAGAUACGUAAAUUUGAAAUUUAAAGGCCUCUGCAAUUUUAAAAUAUUUUUCGCUUCAAAAAUUUGGAAUUUCUAAUUAACAGACGAAAAAAGUUUUUAAAAUUGUUUAAAUUUCUUUAAAAAGAAAAAAAGAACACAAUAAAUGUAAAAGCAAAAUCAAGAUCUAAAAUUGUUACUAAUAUUUGACACGUGCAAGUUUAUUUAAAAAAAAAAUAAAAAAAAAAAUACUAAACUAUUGUUGUACAGUCAAUGGAAUAAAAUUAUUAUUCGAAUAAAAUGUAUUUUCAUAAUUUAUAUAAAAACCAUCGAUGCAAAAUAACCACUAACACAUACACACAGCAAAAAUGCCCAAGCAUAUAAUGUAUUAUAUAUUUAUGCAUAUAUAAGUAAAUAUAUAUUUGUGUGUAUGUACGGAAAACUAAACUUCAUUAUAUACAUUCAAAAAUGUACGCAUCAAAACAAAAGAAAUGUGUAGAUGUAGAGCAGCCAGACAAGCAGCAGCAAUAAUAACAUCAAUUUAAACAGAAAAACAAAACCCCAACAACAAAAAGGAACAUAUUUAAAAUAUAAGUAAAUUCUAUUUGUAAGCCCAAUACUUUUAAUUUUAUACGUUAAGUAAUUUUGUAAAAUAAAUGAACUCUUCAAAUUAAAAGGUUUAGUUAAGCAAAAAACAGAAAAAUGGAAAGAAAGCUGCUACUAAAUGUCAUACAAAACACUAUCCCCUAACCGGCAGCGGCAGCAAAACAAGUGCAACUUGAAAUCACAAAUGUUUCAAAAAUCGUUAGAAUCUUUUUGCAUCGAUAUCAAGAUGCGGAUAGAUAGCUAGCCAUAUAGAGAGGAAGACAAGCAACAGAAGCAAAUCAAACAGAGCUAUAUACAUAAUUAUAUACCUAUAUAUAAAUAUAUUCAAAUAUAUAUUAUAUACAGAUAUACAAUAUAACAGUAAUUAAUUUUGCCAAUUGCAUAACGCAAUUGGCAUUCAACAUUUUUACAAAGCCAACAACCGAUGACAAAGACAGAACAUAUAUAGUGUGAGAGACAAGCAACAGAAAAAGUUUUCCAAAUAAAGUUUUAAAACUAAACAUUUUUCCUAAAAA
Messenger RNA from Drosophila willistoni, 4702 nucleotides. RefSeq names its product metastasis-associated protein MTA3 (gene MTA1-like). The transcript has 13 exons. Gene Ontology annotation, cellular component: NuRD complex; nucleoplasm. The record is from RefSeq and is a predicted model, not a curated record. Gene Ontology annotation, molecular function: chromatin binding; transcription corepressor activity; transcription coactivator activity. Gene Ontology annotation, biological process: negative regulation of transcription by RNA polymerase II. Lineage: Eukaryota; Metazoa; Arthropoda; Insecta; Diptera; Drosophilidae. The coding region runs from base 202 to 2889 and encodes 895 amino acids.